AUGUCUGACGCUCUUCCAUUGCCAUUCAGAUACCAGUUCGCUGCCGGUGCGGUAGCAGGGAUUUCAGAGAUCCUGGUAAUGUACCCACUAGACAUGGUAAAGACCAGAAUGCAGCUGCAGGUGAAGGGAGGAUCGGGACCCGUGUAUUCCGGGGUUUUGGACUGUCUGAAGCAAAUCGUGGCCCGCGAAGGUGCCUCGCGUCUGUACAAGGGUAUCUCGUCACCCGUGCUCAUGGAAGCGCCCAAAAGAGCUACCAAGUUCGCCUGCAACGAUGAAUUCCAAAAACUGUACAAGCGCGAGUUUGGCGUGGAUAAACUCACGCAGUCGCUCAGCGUGCUGAGUGGUGCGUCUGCCGGGUGCUGCGAGGCGUUCGUCGUGGUUCCGUUCGAGCUGGUCAAAAUCCGGCUCCAGGACGUGAGCUCCAGCUACAACGGACCUAUCGACGUUGUUCGCAAGAUCGUAGCCCAGGAAGGUGUGCUGGCCAUGUACAAUGGGCUGGAGUCUACAUUGUGGCGUCACGGUGUCUGGAACGCCGGUUAUUUUGGUGUUAUUUUCCAAGUGCGCUCGCUUUUGCCCCCAGCCCAAAGCAAGUCCCAACAAACCGGUAACGACCUGAUCGCAGGUACCAUCGGUGGUACUUUCGGUUCUUUGCUAAGUACACCUUUCGAUGUGGUCAAAUCACGGGUGCAGAACACUGCUAUCGUUGCUGGUGAAGCUCGUAAAUACAACUGGUCGUGGCCAUCGCUGUUCACCAUCUACAGGGAAGAAGGUUUUGCUGCUUUGUACAAGGGUUUCGUGCCCAAGGUUCUAAGACUUGGACCGGGCGGCGGUAUCUUGUUGGUGGUGUUCACGGGUGUGAUGGACUUUUUCAGAGACUACCACUACAAACGUUGA
This is a messenger RNA of Lachancea sp. 'fantastica', 894 nucleotides long. NCBI's taxonomy places the organism in Eukaryota, Fungi, Ascomycota, Saccharomycetes, Saccharomycetales, Saccharomycetaceae. The record is from the annotation of a GenBank genome assembly.